Messenger RNA from Pestalotiopsis fici W106-1, 1167 nucleotides. RefSeq lists its product as uncharacterized. Bases 1 to 1167 code for a protein of 388 amino acids. The record is from RefSeq and is a predicted model, not a curated record. Lineage: Eukaryota; Fungi; Ascomycota; Sordariomycetes; Amphisphaeriales; Sporocadaceae. The transcript has 2 exons.
AUGCGGAGCACAACCUCUCUGGCCGCCAUCGCCUUCUUGGCAACGUCGGUCUAUUCCAUGCCCAACAUCCGAGCCAGGACAACCGACGGGCUCACACCUUGGGUGACCGUCGACGACUCCGGCACUGCUUCUACCGUGACGCCGUACGUGACGACAGUCGAUGGUGUCACCUCUACGGUCUCUGCUGCUCCAAAUGACAUUACUGGCACUGUCUUUACGCAGACCAGCUAUGGCAAGAUCACAACGAGCACUGGCUCGGCACCGAUAGCCACAGCCACUGCUACCGACGGUGCUGGCUCUUUUGCUGUCUGUAACAACAAGGAUGGCACCGAUGCUCCAUGGUGUUCUCCGGACGAUGGCUCGAAUCUGUACCCGGGAACUACCUAUUACUUCGUCUGGGACAGCUCCUACUUUACUGCCAACACAACUGUCCAGAUUCAAGGAAACUAUUUCAACCAGACAACCGGCGAGACCACUACUCAGGCUUUCCAGUCGGACAAGAUGGUGGCAUCGUGGGGAUUCUGGGCCUUGACAGUUGACUCCAGCCUAAUGCAGGGCAAAUCCGGCGUGAAUAUCUCCGUGGCCAUCACUGCUGUCAACACGACAAGUAGCACCAGCAGCAAGUCUUACAAGGGCCCAACUAUUCUAGUCACCAAGACUCCGACAUACCAUGCACCGGCCGCCCAAUUGCCCAACGGAGCCGCCUUGUACAUUGGCCUUCCUGUCAUUUUUGGCUUUGUCAUCAUAUGCCUCUUUGGUACUUGUCUCUGGAACAAGAAGCAGCGCAGAAUCACUCUUGGCAACGUCAUGUCGCGCACUCGCCACGGCCACGGUCUUGGUAAAGCGCCCGCCCGUGGACUUACCAAGCGCCAAAAGGAGCAAAAGGCAGCAGAGCGUGUCCAAUUGAUGGAGCGUGAGGUUGUCGCGGGCGGUGGUCAGGUCUACCGCGACGAGCCGAACCCCCGCUACAGCGAUCUCCCAAGACGCGACAGCGAUCUCCCAAGACGCGACAGCGAUGCACUUGGCAGUCUGGCUGGCACUCCGGUGGAAGACAAGAGCAUGGAAUUCCAGCAGUCUGGAACCAGAGAUGGUCGUGAGAGGGUUGCGGACGGUGAGCGUAACUACUUUCGGGAUGAGAUGAGAAGACAAGAACAAGACAGGCUGUAA